Messenger RNA from Mercenaria mercenaria, 2261 nucleotides. RefSeq names its product b(0,+)-type amino acid transporter 1-like. The record is from RefSeq and is a predicted model, not a curated record. NCBI's taxonomy places the organism in Eukaryota, Metazoa, Mollusca, Bivalvia, Venerida, Veneridae. The coding region runs from base 334 to 1824 and encodes 496 amino acids. Gene Ontology annotation, molecular function: L-amino acid transmembrane transporter activity. Gene Ontology annotation, biological process: amino acid transmembrane transport. Gene Ontology annotation, cellular component: membrane. The transcript is spliced from 14 exons.
ACUUCACGCGCUGUUGUUUACCAUUAAGAAAUCUUAAACAUUUGUAUUUCAUUAAGCAUUGAAGUACAAAUAACAUAUCCGUAGGGAAAACGUAACGAUAAGAUAUAAUUAGAGAGAUUUAUACAAAAAAAAAAAUAACGUUUUAAAUAUAAUAUUUAAAAGGAUGUUUUACAAAUAAGUGUUUACAAUUUGAAGCUUCAAUGAACAUUCAUAGUCUCGGUAAAUAAAAUCUUCAGUUACAUUUUUCGUUCUUUACAUUCAUCUAAAGUGAUUCAAGCUGACAUUAGGGAUCAUUUAACUGCAAAUGUUGGACUUGUAUGAGGAUAAUAAAUAAUGGCUGAGCUGAGGCAAAGGAACACAAAUGUAGAGAUCAAAUAUGAAGUGGAACCAGUUGUCAAAUUAAAAAGAAAUGUAGGGCUUAUCAGCGGCAUAUCUUUCAUUGUGGGAAGUAUCAUAGGGUCCGGGAUUUUCAUUUCUCCUAAAGGUGUCCUGACAGAGACUGGUUCGGUUGGACUGAGUCUUAUAGUAUGGGUUUCCAGCGGAGUACUGUCGUUACUAGGGGCCCUGUCGUAUGCAGAGCUGGGCACAAUGAUACCAAAGUCUGGUGGAGAAUAUCCUUAUUUUAUGGAAGCCACGUUCCCCGUUGUUGCCUAUCUAUUCAGCUGGACACGCACAAUUGUGUUGCAGCCUUCGGGAGUCGCUAUCAUCUGUAUGACUUUUGCGUCGUAUAUGACAACAUUUUUUGACUACUGUGGCUCCCCAGCACCGCCAGAGAAGAUGAUUGCAGCUCUUACAAUAUUGACUAUUUGUAUUAUAAAUUGUUAUGAUACGUCUGGCGCUGCGUUCGUUCAGGUGUUUUUCACAGCGGCCAAACUUCUUGCUAUUGGCAUAAUUAUUAUAGGGGGCUUCGUCAAACUUGGCCAAGGAGGCGACAAGGAGUUGCAAGAUGGGUUCAAAGGAACAACAGAUUCACCAUCAAAGAUAGCACUUUCAUUUUAUGAUGCAAUGUGGGCAUACGACGGCUGGAAUACGUUGAACUAUUUAACAGAAGAAUUAAAAGAUCCGUAUAGAAACUUGCCAAGAGCCAAUAUCAUUGGCGUGUUACUUGUAACAGUGGUCUAUCUAUUUACGAACAUAUCUUACCUCGCUGUACUCGGCAAGGAAGGACUUCUCGCUUCGGAUGCUGUUGCUGUGGACUGGGGCAAGGAAAUGCUAGGAAGUGCAUACAUUAUAAUGCCAAUUGCUGUCCUUUUCUCAACUUUCGGCGCGGCAAAUGGGUUUUGUUUUUCAUCCUCAAGAAUGGUAUAUGCUGCUGCACGAGAAGAACAUUUACCAGAGGUUUUGUCAUAUGUGCACGUGAAACGUUAUACUCCAUUGCUGUCUGUGACUGUAACGGGUAUCAUUUCAAUUCUUAUGGUAAUUCCAUCCGACAUUGGAUCCUUGAUUGAUUUCUUUAGUUUUGCUGCCUGGAUGUUUUACGGUCUUGCAGUAUUCUGUGUAGUCAUUUUGAGAUUUAGGCAGCCGCAUGCUGAUAGGCCUAUAAAGGUGUUUAUCCUCAUCCCUAUCAUAUUCACAUUAUGUUCCAUCUACCUUGUCAUAGCACCGAUCAUCCAGGAUCCCAGGCUUGAGUUUCUCUGGGCUUUCCUGUUCAUAGUCGGAGGGUUGUUGUUCUACUUUCCAUUUGUUGUCUUUAAACUUGAUAAAGGUUGCUUUGAUAAAGUGACCAUGUUCAUUCAAUUACUCUGUGAGGUUGCACCAAGUCCGUACAUUAUGGAAGAUCUCUCUGGAAAAACAGAUAAUGAACGCGAGAAACGUGACAAUUAAAAAAUUGUGACUGAUUAAAAGAAUUAUGUAUGCAAAAAUAUAAGUUCCUGAACAGAGAAACUACUAAAUAUUGAAGAGUGUUUUAAUAUUUGAAUCGAGUCAUUGAACAAAGUAAUAAUCUGACGAAUGAACUAUACUAACAAGAUAGCUUUAGCAGUGUAGCAUAACUACGAUAACAAAGUGCUCGCUAAUGAACUAACUAGUAAUAAAUAUAAUAUAGUGUACAUACAACUACAAUAUAUUUAGAAAGAAUACUUUGCAAUGAAAAUGCAGUAGGAGGUAUUACUUGAAAAAUACCUGCCGUACAACUCUGAUCAAUGCUCAAGACAGAGUCAGUUAUGUGAUCGAAUAGUUUUUACAUUAAACACCAGACAAAAUAGUUCAUUUGAAUAAUUAUAGCAUUUUCAACGUCAAAAAUAAAGUUAUAUCAUAUGCAA